Molecule: messenger RNA, 909 nt
Organism: Dioscorea cayenensis subsp. rotundata (Guinea yam)
Lineage: Eukaryota; Viridiplantae; Streptophyta; Magnoliopsida; Dioscoreales; Dioscoreaceae
Product: ethylene-responsive transcription factor ERN1-like
Exons: 1
Coding region: 1-909 (302 amino acids)
Biological process (GO): regulation of DNA-templated transcription
Molecular function (GO): DNA-binding transcription factor activity; DNA binding
Source: RefSeq, a predicted model, not a curated record
AUGGCAGGGAAGAGGAAGGGGAUGAAUGGAGCUCAAGAGAAGGAGAAUUCAACCUCAGGUGAGACCGGUUGGGAUGUAUCGGCAAUAAGUGGUGCUCGCCGAGCUAGAAAACGAUAUGUAGGAGUCCGGCAACGGCCAUCGGGACGAUGGGUAGCGGAGAUCAAAGAUACGAUACACAAGAUAAGAGUGUGGCUCGGUACGUUCGAUACUGCAGAGGAGGCAGCCCGGGCUUAUGACGAGGCCGCCUGUUUGCUCCGUGGAGCCAAUACAAGAACUAACUUCUGGCCUUGCUCACCUCCGGAGCCGGUGUUCAGCCGUGCAUUGCCUGCCAGGAUAACUAAUCUGCUGCUAUUGAGACUGAGUGCCGGAAAUGCAUCAACACCAGUGCAUGCAAACAAAGAACAGCCUCAACAAUUACCGCAACCACAACAACAACAACAUGAAGAAACAACAGUUGAGGAUUAUGAUAUAGACUUUGCAGAGUUUUUAGAGGAUUGUAAUAUAUCAGGGAGUAGUAGUCUUAUGAGUUGUAUUAGUUCUAGUCAUGAUAUGGAUAUGGCUGAAGUUAUGAACUAUGGAUACUCACAUUUUGAAGUCGAAGAGGAAUUGGUGGGAGAUGAGACGAUGGCAAUGAGAGCGGCGGCAGUGAAGAGGAUGAAGUACGAGCACGAACACGAGCAGAGGGCUACUGCAUCGCUCUAUGAUCUCGAUGGCGUGCCGGAGUGUUUUAGAAUGGUGGGGAUGAGGGAGGAGGAAGAGGGAGGAGAAGAGCUGGCAAUGGAGGGAAGGAAAGGAGUUGAGUUGCAAGUGAAGCAGGCUCAAGCAAGUGCUUCUCAGGUUAUGAGUGAUGAUGGAGAUCUGGAACUCUGGAGUUCACUUGAUCUCCCUCCCAUUAGCUUCUUUACAUGA